Rotaria sp. Silwood1 is the source of this 1053-nucleotide messenger RNA. The record is from the annotation of a GenBank genome assembly. NCBI's taxonomy places the organism in Eukaryota, Metazoa, Rotifera, Eurotatoria, Philodinida, Philodinidae.
AUGGAUCGUUUUCUAGCAUAUUUUCGUCCUCAAUCAUUACUUUUGCUUUCUCCCAUACGACGAUUAUCAUCAUUUAAACCAAAAUCAUUUGAUUUAAAAGCACGUAUUGUUGGACGUAAAAAAACACUUCGUGCUUUAUUAGAUUUAGUUGAUCAAUUGGAUGCCUCCUAUUUAACUUCAGAAAAAAAUUCAUCUACCCCACCAUUAGUUGUUGAUACUACAUAUUUAUCACUAAGAGAUCCUAAUCCACGUUUUCCAUUACCUGGACGUAUUGGACCAGAUCAACAAUCAAAAACUAUUUCUACACAAUCAAUACCAAAACUUGAUCCAAAUCGUUAUGGUAUAGAUGGUAAACUUAUUUUAGAUGAAAUAUUAACAAUAACUUUACCGGUUGAUCAUCAAAAAGAUUCAAUAAUACAAUUAAUGGGUACACAUAUGAUUUUAUCAUCACCAACAAACAAAACAGAAUUUCUUUCGAAUUUAAUUAAUCAUGAUAAUUUAGAAAUUCGUGCAUAUGAUUGUCCAUCAUUAUUACGUUAUGAAUUACAUCGUUUAUUUUUAAAUUAUAAUGUUUUAGUACAACCAUUAACAGCUAUAACAAUUAUAUUGAAAACAAAUUCUGAUAUGUCAACAUGGUCUCCUAAAGUAGAAGAAGAAAGAAAUGACUUAACAGAUCAAUUUAUUAAAUUAGCACAUGAAAUGUGUGCUUAUUUAACUGCAAAACAAUAUUGGGCUGAUUUCAUUGAUCCAUCUAGUGGUCGUCCUUAUUAUGGUCCACAUACAUCAGAUACAUUAUUUGAAACUGAUGAACGUUUUCGUUAUUUUGGUAUAAAUAUUGUUGAUUUAGGUUGUUGUCGUGUUGUUGAACAUUUACAACAUGGAACACAUAUAUUUGUUGGUUGUGUAUUUACAAGUGCAUUGAAGAAUGAUCCAAAUGUUCAACAUCUUCUCAAAGAAUUUGCAACUCCUCAUCUAAAAAACCAACCACUUCAAGACGCAACAGAAAACAAGAAUGACAAUGAUUCCGUUUUGUCAGCCAUUAAUUUAGAAUAA